Molecule: messenger RNA, 3302 nt
Organism: Acaulospora colombiana
Lineage: Eukaryota; Fungi; Glomeromycota; Glomeromycetes; Diversisporales; Acaulosporaceae
Source: the annotation of a GenBank genome assembly
AGGCAGAGGCUUUAUCGGGUUCAACCCUUUUUCAAAAUGAGUCAACUAAAAAAUCUAAUCCUCCUAUCCGACGAACUGAAUCGGUCCUAGAGAUGAGGAAUUUAAAAGAUUAUCGCAGAUCCGAAAAGAAAAAGCUUGGAGAAACCGGAAAUGUGAAUAAUCGUCCUCGUCCCAAUGUGGACCAAGGUAUCCAUACUACGAUGACGGUGACCGAUCCCGAGUCCGAGGCUCGCCCACAUCGAUCCAAAUCUCUCGUGAAACCGGAACGCGCUCGUUCACAAUAUCGUAAAAAUACCCUGCGUAGACAAGACGGUAGUGUUGUAACGGAGGAUCCACGGAAACCACAAAAUCCAGUUGGCGAUGAAAAGCGGAGACCAUCCGAGCGAAGAGAACCAAAAAAAGCGAAAAGAUGGUACCAAUGCGAAUGUCCUUCGGCUUGGGUUAUGUUCUCAAGGUGUAUCACCUGUUGGGCUCCUUCGUGUUUAAUGUCUUGUUGUGGGCUCCAUGACCGAUUGGUUCAACAGGCGUGGCGCGAAAAGAUUGCUCUUGUGUUCAUCAUUUUGAUUCACUGUGCGGCUGUCGGUUUCCUAACUUUUGGAUUAACUCAGGCUUUUUGUGGCAAACCGCCUGCACGGGUUAGCGUCGGCGAAGUAAGUUCUCAGCAGAGCGUUAUACUUGGAAAGGUGUAUGACAUUAGCAAUUUUAGACACCAGAUAUUUCCAGGUUACGUCGAUAGUGAAAUUAUGGACGCACCGGUUAAUAAAGCCGGUGGACACGAUUUGUCUUUCUUAUUCCAAGUUGUAAAUCAGCACUGCAGAGGAUUAUUUGUUUCUAACAGUGGAGUCCCUCAAAAUUACUUUCCGUGUGUAUCAAUCGAUGAUUAUUCCACACCAAAUCCCCUGGCAAAUUCAAACAACACAGGUUGUCACUUAAACGAAAAGUCAUCCAUAAGACAACUCAGGUAUAUCGGUGAUGUAUAUUACGAUUGGGAAUACCUCAAUAAAAAGGAUACGAGUUAUGUCGUUUACAAUGGUGUGAUAACUGAUGUGUCGUUGAUAGUUAUUGUGGCAGUAGUUUUGGUUAGAUUCUUCUUGGCUGUAUUAUUCAGAUGGGUAUUAAGUUGGCGCCUGGGAAAUUUUCGAGAGGAGAAUCCCAAAGAUAUCGCAAAAAGGAAUAAGGCAAUUGAUCACUGGGAAAACCACAACAGCCACAUCUACGAUUACAAUCUGAGGGAUUCAAGAAUCAAUUCAUCAACUUCUUUCAACUUUACGAACAAAUCACGAUUCUCAAAACAAGUUCACAAUCCCGCUGCGGUGCCAGCAUACAGAAGACGCGAAGGCCGCGCAUAUAAUCGACAGACUUAUGCCGGUCACCUGGGAUCUGGUGAGAAGAAAUUUCUCGACGGUUCCACUAGUUCUCUUGUUCGCGAAUCACCAACUAAUAGUUCUUCUGCAGCGGCAAAUAAUGAAAUAAGCAACGAAUCUCGAGCACCAUCUAUAAUUGAGACUAAUAGUCGAACUGAUUCGUUAACUUCAUCUUCUCAGGGGUCUUAUCCAAAUAGUCCAAUGAUACCCGAGCAACGUUUCAAUUUUGAUCUGAUGUAUACCAUCUUGUUAGUCACAUGUUAUUCCGAAGGAGAAGAUGGCUUAAGGACAACAUUGGAGUCACUAGCAGCUACCGACUACCCUGUAUCACAUAAAAUCAUAAUGUGCAUCGCGGAUGGGAUAAUACAUGGUGCUGGUAACAAAUUAUCGACGCCGGAGAUAUGCCUCGGGUUUAUGACUGACUUUAUCGUGCCGGAGGAAAAAGUUCGAGCUCAUUCGUACGUUGCCAUCGCCGACGGUAAAAAGCGUCACAACAUGGCAAAAGUCUACGCCGGCUAUUAUAAGUAUAAAGACCGUCGUAUACCAAUGAUCACCCUAGUGAAAUGUGGUGGGCCCGGCGAGGAGAACGACCCGAAACCAGGGAAUCGGGGCAAACGUGAUUCUCAGAUCAUAUUAAUAAGUUUCCUACAAAAGGUGAUGUUUAAUGAAAGGAUGACUCCCCUCGAAUACGAAUUCUUUAAUGCCAUUCGAACCGUUAGUGGCGUCACUCCCGAUUGUUUCGAGUUAGUCUUGAUGGUUGACGCAGAUACCAAGAUUUUCCAGGACUCGCUAACUCGCAUGGUCGCCUGUAUGUCCCGGGAUUCGUCAAUCAUGGGACUUUGCGGAGAGACAAAGAUCGCUAACAAGUGUGACAGUUGGGUUACAAGGAUUCAAGCACCUAAAGGUCCAAGGGGAUACUGGGUUCCUAUACUCGCAAAUCCAGACAUCGUCGAACACUAUUCUGAAAAUAUUGUUAACACUCUUCACAAAAAAAACCUAUUGCUCCUGGGUGAAGAUCGUUAUCUCACCACUCUCAUGCUUCGAACAUUUCCGAAACGCAAAUUGCUAUUUGUUCCUCAGGCUGUUUGCAAAACCAUAGUUCCCGAUACAUUCAAAGUGCUUCGUUCUCAACGUCGUCGAUGGAUCAAUUCCACUGUGCAUAACCUCUUGGAGCUCGUCCUCAUCCCUGACUUAUGCGGAAUUUUCUGUUUUUCCAUGCAAUUCGUCAUUUUUAUGGAGUUAGUUGGCACAGUUGUGCUUCCAGCUGCCAUCUCUUUCACCAUGUACCUUGUCAUCAUCUCCAUCUUUGAACGUCCCAUCCCCUAUGUUCCUCUCGCACUUUUGGCCGUGGUACUCGGUCUUCCCGCUGUACUCAUAUUGCUAACAACCCGUAAACUCAUUUAUGUCGGAUGGAUGAUUAUUUAUCUUUUCUCAUUACCCAUAUGGAAUUUCGUCCUUCCGGUAUACGCAUAUUGGCAUUUUGAUGAUUUCUCGUGGGGUCAAACUCGUGUCGUGGAAGGCGAGGAAGCGGGAGCAGAUCAUUCAAGAAAGGAAGGAGAAUUUGAUAGCACAAAGAUCGUGAUGAAGAGGUGGGCCGAGUGGGAACGAGAGAAAUUCAUGUAUUAUCGGAAUUCAAUACAAAGGUACAUUCAAUCGUCAUCAGAUGAAGGUUACGUGCCGUCAUCAACUCGUCCUUCAUCAUCGUCAACUAUUUAUGGGAGCGACAAAUCGCAGAUAUAUGCUGCACAACCCACGACCUCACAUCUUAAUCCUCGUAGAAAGAGGACAAAAUCUCAUACUACUGAUUCGCUGAUGUUACCUCCUCAUUUGAGUGGUAGUAAUUCUGCUGCUUCAGACAGCACGAGCAAUAAUUCGCCAUUAUCUCCCGGAGUUUUCAACGAAAAUAUGACGAAAUCUGUAGUUCUUACAAUAGAAUGA